AUGCAAGCCCCAAGCACAGACGAGUCGUGGGAAGCGACACGGCCCCAGGGAUGCUCUCCCCUGCUGGUGUUUGUGAACAGCAAGUCAGGCGACAACCAGGGCGUGAGGUUUCUGCGGCGUUUCAAGCAACUUCUCAACCCUGCGCAGGUGUUUGACCUCAUGAAUGGCGGACCAGUUCUUGGUUUGCGGCUGUUCAAGUGUUUCAACCCCUUCAGAAUACUUAUAUGCAGUGGAGAUGGCUCAGUGGGAUGGGUGUUGACAGAGAUUGACAAGCUUCAUAUGACAAACCAGUGCCAGAUAGGAGUGCUACCUCUGGGCACAGGGAAUGACCUGGCACGGGUCCUAGGAUGGGGCUCGGCCUGUGAUGACGACACGCACUUGCCCCACAUCCUGGAGAAGUAUGAGCGUGCAACGACCAAAAUGCUGGACAGGUAA
Penaeus indicus is the source of this 435-nucleotide messenger RNA. Its product is annotated as diacylglycerol kinase delta-like. The record is from RefSeq and is a predicted model, not a curated record. The transcript is spliced from 4 exons. Gene Ontology annotation, biological process: diacylglycerol metabolic process; lipid phosphorylation; intracellular signal transduction. The coding region runs from base 1 to 435 and encodes 144 amino acids. Gene Ontology annotation, molecular function: ATP-dependent diacylglycerol kinase activity. NCBI's taxonomy places the organism in Eukaryota, Metazoa, Arthropoda, Malacostraca, Decapoda, Penaeidae.